AUGAUGAAGUGGACAUGGUUGAUUCUGCCUACGCAAGCCCUUUUCGUGGCAGGCGAGUUCUUCAACCAGGUUCGGGAGUACAACUUGACUCUUGAAUCAAAAUGGAUGGGAAAAGAUGGAAAUUUCCGUCCAACGCUCACCAUCAAUGGUGACACUCCUGGGCCUCUCAUCUGGGGCUAUGAGGGGGACACUCUUCGUGUUCAUGUCACCAACAAAUUGCUGGUCGAGGCUACCAUGCACUGGCACGGUGUGUACCAAUACGACAAAUACUGGAUGGACGGUGUCCCUGGAGUCACUCAGUACCCCAUCGAGCCAAGGGAUUCCUACACCUACGAGUUCACCCUCACAAACCAGACCGGCAUCUACUUCUACCAUGGCCACUUUGGCCCAGCGUUUGCAGAUGGACAACGAGGACCGCUCCUGAUCAAACCGGCGCCAUGGCGGGAAAGGCCAUACAGCCUGAUCUCGGACAAGCAAGAGGACAUCGCGGCCAUGCUCUCUGCAGAGGAGAAGGUCAACAACCUGAUGGUGUCUGACUGGAACUACGACGGCAUGGACGUCCUCAUGCUGAUGUACCGCGACGCCGGCGCCACGCCUUCCUGCUCGGCUUCGCUGGUCAUGAACGGCAGAGGCCGCACAAUCUGCCUGGAGCCAGAGAUCAUCGCACAGUCUGACGACGGCAUCCAUCGUGAUUCCAGCGGGUGCCUGCCGCCGGACACCGGUGUGCCAUAUAUGAACAAGCGGGAGUGCGUUGACACGUUUGCGGACCUCGAGGUCGUGGAGGCCCAGGAUGGAGAGAAGUACGUUUGGCUGAACUUCAUCCACCCUGGUGCUCACCACGAACUCCGCAUCUCGGUUGACGAGCACGACAUGUGGAUCGUGGCUGCUGAUGGUGAUUUCGUGCAUCCGAAGAAAGUCCAGGCGAUCAACGUCAACAUGGGCGAGCGAAUCAGCGUCCUCGUCCCCCUCACUCAGAAGCCCGGCGAGUAUGCCAUCCGCAUGGCCUCUCUUGCCGAGGAACAGCUCAUCUGGGGAGCCGGCAUCCUCCGGUACGCUGGCGUCCAAGAGAGACGUGAUGAGAAGGACAUCAUGCUUCUGCCGAACAGCAAGCCCCACAUUGACCUCCGUGGCAACCUCAUCACGCAUGGAGUCAUGAUGGACGAGAUGAAGGACCUGGUUCCUUUCCCCCCGCGCCGUCCUCCGGCGAAAGCGGACCACACAUUCCGCUUCGCCAUUCAGCGGCCAAACCCGAGCACCUGGACGCUGGCCUCGGAGCCCCAUCAGGGCUUCCGCCAGCAGCUCCCCCCUGUUCUUUGGAACAAGGACUCCAGAGGUCCGACGACGAUCGAGGGGAUGAAGAACGGCUCUGUUGUAGAUCUCAUCUACGAAAAUGGAGCAUUCGGCAUGCAUCCGUUCCACAAGCACAACCACAAAGCAUUCAUAAUCGGCACGGGCGAGGGCUUCUUCCGCUGGCCGGACGUCGCCACGGCGAUGAAAGAAGUCCCAGAGAACUUCAACAUGGUGAACCCCCCGCUGCGGGAUGGAGCACGCUUGGCUAAAGGCGAGGGGUCGUGGACUGUGAUCCGCUACCAGAUCACCUUCCCGGCAAUGUCGAUGUUGCACUGCCACAGGAUCCAUCAUUUCGCUGGUGGGCAACAGAUCGUGCUUCUUGAAGGUGCAGAUGCUAUGCCACCGCUCCCUGACUACAUUAAAAACAUGACGCAUGCUGAGUUUGUACCACCGUUGCGUUAUGGACCACUCGAUUAA
Messenger RNA from Lasiodiplodia theobromae, 1767 nucleotides. Its product is annotated as Multicopper oxidase. NCBI's taxonomy places the organism in Eukaryota, Fungi, Ascomycota, Dothideomycetes, Botryosphaeriales, Botryosphaeriaceae. Gene Ontology annotation, molecular function: copper ion binding; oxidoreductase activity. The record is from RefSeq and is a predicted model, not a curated record. The coding region runs from base 1 to 1767 and encodes 588 amino acids. The transcript is spliced from 7 exons.